AUGACUAAGAAGGAUAUUGUCAUCUCUGUGUGUUGACCUGUGUGCUCAACCUGUUGCUCAUAUUUCCUUGAAUGUAUAGAUUAGCUUGCUGGAGGGUACAAUAAAUUAAAGACUCGAAAAAUGGGUUUUGAAGUGACGCGCUUCAUUUGUGAAAUAGACGAUGAAUUUCUGUGUACAAUCUGUACGAUGGUUUUAGAAGAGGCAAUGCAAUCACCGUGUGAGCACGUAUUUUGCAAAGAAUGUAUCAUGGCAUGGCUAGCAUCUGACAAUAGCUGCCCAGUUGAUCGUGGUGCUUUACAGGUCGUUGAUCUAAAACCAGCCCCUCGUUUUUUCCGAAAUUUGUUGGCAAAGUUCAUGAUAAAAUGUGAUUUUGCGCAAAAAGGAUGCGACAAUGUGGUCCAAUUGGAACAUCUACAAACUCAUGUAAUCAGCUGCGCACUAAAUCCGAAUGCAGAGGUUAUCUGCGAUAAGGGUUGUAAUAUGACAAUGUGCCGUCACGAAUAUGAAACGGGCAACUGUUUAACACAUCUUUCAAGCAGAUUGAUUCAAAAAGACUUAGAGAUCACCAGACUCAAUGCAUUGACAAGUUGUCUAGAAGAAGAAAAUAGACAAAUGAAAGAUGAGGUGAAACGACAACGAGAGGAGAAUAGACAAAUUAAUGAUGAAAAGCAUCGUCUACGGUUGCAGAUAAGCACUUUUCUAUUGAAAUGGCACCGAUCUGAAAAUGCCAAAUUUUCGGGUGAGUCAUCCGAUAUCUUGGAAGUCGACAACAAAAGUCGCACAGUUUUCGCUCAGUUAUUCUAUUCGUUGGAGUCGAACUUUUUCUUUGGGGUACAAAUCUUAGACUGGAACAUAGACAGUUGGAUGGUGAUUGGCCUAACUCGUAAACAUUAUCCAAGUUAUGAUCCUCCCGGAUGGUCGGCUGAAUCAAUUGGUUACAGUAGCUAUGGUAAUAUUCAAAUUAAUAGCACUUCAGAGAAAGUGGGAGUAAGUUGGCAAGAUGGGGACACCAUUCACUGUGGAAUCAAAUUUUGUGAAAAUACCACCAAUGAGACCGGAAACUUUAAAGUCAUGUUUUUACGAAAUGGUAAACGGGCCAUAGAAAAGUAUAUGGAAAUGCCUCGUGAUGGACUCUAUCCCACAAUUUGCAUGUGGAAUACGAAAGUUAAAUAUUUGACCCAAUGAAAUUUAGAUUUUUAAUUAAAUUUUUUACAGAAUGAA
Messenger RNA from Bradysia coprophila, 1221 nucleotides. RefSeq lists its product as uncharacterized. Gene Ontology annotation, molecular function: protein binding. NCBI's taxonomy places the organism in Eukaryota, Metazoa, Arthropoda, Insecta, Diptera, Sciaridae. Gene Ontology annotation, cellular component: plasma membrane signaling receptor complex. Gene Ontology annotation, biological process: regulation of canonical NF-kappaB signal transduction. The record is from RefSeq and is a predicted model, not a curated record.